Messenger RNA from Aspergillus luchuensis, 735 nucleotides. RefSeq lists its product as uncharacterized. Gene Ontology annotation, biological process: secondary metabolite biosynthetic process. The coding region runs from base 1 to 735 and encodes 244 amino acids. The record is from RefSeq and is a predicted model, not a curated record. NCBI's taxonomy places the organism in Eukaryota, Fungi, Ascomycota, Eurotiomycetes, Eurotiales, Aspergillaceae. The transcript is spliced from 3 exons. Gene Ontology annotation, molecular function: oxidoreductase activity, acting on CH-OH group of donors; flavin adenine dinucleotide binding.
AUGGUCUCAGGUGUUGGGCCAGAGAAACAAUUGCAAGAGUUGAACAUUACUCCAGUUCUGAAAAAUGAUGCGGUGGGCCAGAACAUGCACGAUCACAUUGUCUUCGCAGUCGCAUAUCGGGUGAAAACGCCAACCAGCUCAAUUCUGUUGGAUGAUGAGAAACGCUGGCAUGAAGAAGAUCUGUUCAAAGAGAACGUCACCGGCAUGAUGACCAAUCCUGGUCCCGACUUUGGUGGAAUUGUGGAUAUUCCCAGCGAUCUGCGAAACUUCUCGCUGUCGACCAAAGCAGACCUGGGUUCCUUGCCCAAGGACUGGCCCGAACUUAUUGUCGUUUCCUUCCCGCUGGGCCAUGACUACCCCGACGAUGGCUACAACUACGCCUCCCUGAUGGGCGUUCCUAUGACUUCCAUGUCAGUGGGUAAUAUCACUCUCAACUCCACCAAAAUGAGCGACAAGCCCGUUGUGCACCCGCACUGGCUUACCAGCACGACCGAUCUGGAAGUGUCGAUUGCAUCGCUCAAAUACAUGCGUCGGAUCUUUGAAAACCCAGCCAUGGAGCCCAUCAUCAUCGGCGAUGAGUUUGCUCCGGGCCCUGAAGCCGCCACCUGGGCUGAAGUUGAGCAUGCUUUGAAGAACAGCUUCCUCAUGUUCGCUGAAAAGAUUACCGAUAACAUCAUCAACGACCAGAAGAGCGGAAAGAAGAAGGGCCACGAUGAGCUCCGUACGGACUUGUAG